Molecule: messenger RNA, 3359 nt
Organism: Cryptococcus deneoformans JEC21
Lineage: Eukaryota; Fungi; Basidiomycota; Tremellomycetes; Tremellales; Cryptococcaceae
Exons: 10
Coding region: 87-3038 (983 amino acids)
Biological process (GO): interstrand cross-link repair
Cellular component (GO): nucleus
Molecular function (GO): 5'-flap endonuclease activity; 5'-3' exonuclease activity; flap-structured DNA binding
Source: RefSeq, a predicted model, not a curated record
CUCAAAUUAUCUCCCUAAUAAUCGAUCAAGAGCGAACCGCAUUUCGUCCUAUGAUCUGUAUACGCAAACAGCGGCAGUGAGAAAAUAUGGGCUCGUCUCCUCCGCCGCCCUCAUUCCUCGUUCCGACGACGCGCAAUGAACAAGAAUUGUCGUUUCCAGGCUCAUUAAAACUUAAUGACAAGGUUAGCAAUGACGGAGAAGAGCCAGGAGUGUCUAUGUACGUAAGGUUGUUUGAUGAAAUGAUUAAGACGGUGCUCGAUGGAGAAUCAUAUCUGUUUACUCAGAGAGAAAUAUGGGUACUGAAUUACAUUCUCGACUUGCCAUAUGAACCCCGCUAUCUCCUCACCCGUUUAUUGCUUCGUCGGCCUUCGAGAGUCCACACGUACACCUCAUUAGUAGCUUCAUACUCGUCCGAAAUCGGAGAGGAAGGAAUAAAAAUGGCUAUGAAGACCCUCACUCGACGUCUGGCAGUACCAAAGGAUAUUGUAAACUCUGACCCAGAUCCUGUCCCUGGGACUCCUAUUGCAAGUUCUUCUAGACCUGGACCAUCGCCUUUGUCUGCGAAAGCUGAAGGAAGGCGACCCGCGAACGCGCUUUGGGCAAACAAGCCAUGGGUAGAUUCACCUUCCGGGUUGACGGAAGCUCAGGAGAGGGCUGAUCCGGAGCUGGCUGCUGCACUCAAAGAAAGCUACUGGGCGUCCAAAGUAGGAAGGGUCAAUGUUGAUUCAGACGAUGAGGGCGAUGGUUUGCCAGCGGCGAACAAUAGGUCUGAAUUAGUUUCAACGUCUGUUUCAACACCUACCGUAUCAAGACAGUCAAGCGGGAUUCCAACAAUAUCACCUAUAGAGUUUUCCUUGACACCGGAAUCACCUCCACCAGUGUCCUUUCUUGCCGAAGACGAAAAAUCACUUUCAUUAGACGAUCUCAUGACUUGCAUGUCGUUCGACCAACUUCGAAAAGUUGCCAAAGCCCACAAACUAUCUGCUUCAUCCUUAUUGACUCGGGAAUCCACGUUGAAUGCACUGAGGGGCAUGGCGAAGCAACAGACCGUACUAGGAUUUGCACCAAUGAAAGGCAAAGGCAAAGCUACCACCCCUGCUCAAGUGCACGGAAAGCAAACAACCCUGCCCUUUGCUUCGAAACCCAAACAAACAUCGGAGCUUUUACUGACCGCUCAAAUGCUGUCUUCAUUCGGUGGUUCAGCCAUCCGCCUCACACCAUCCCUCCAUUCACUCAUUUCCCGAGUUAACCUCAUCUUCUCUCGCACUCCUCCAAUCGCCCCAGGCACUGCAAGUCUCAUGCUUCCCUCCAUCCUUGUCACAUCAAAUAAAAGGCGUUACCCCGACUAUGGACUGACAACACGAUCAAAGAUCUGGAAAGACCGAGAUGAAUUGUUAGUAUGGGAAAGGGCAGUAGGUUGGGAAGCGACUGUCACUGAAGCGUUAGGUGAGACAUGGGACCAAACGCGUAAGAAUCCAAAUGCUGCACCCAUCCCUGGCUCAACAUCCCGUACGGGAUGGGUGAAUAGGAAGGAAGGGGCAAAGAUUGUGAGGAAAAUUUGGGAAGGGACAUGGGAUGUCUGGAAAGAGAUGGUUGACGGGGAUAAGGGCAAGGAAGUAGAUGUGAGCAAAGAGGAAGGUGGUUUGGUUGGUGAUCGGUUCCAAACUGGCCAUGUUCUUACCAGAAUAGUGUACAAGGGCGCGGAGGCUCUAGGUAUACUUCAUGAGUAUGAUAACGAGUGUAUGGUUCUUCGCGCUCUCCUUGCCCAACGGCGAUGGAGACGUGGUAAACGAGGAGCAUGGUACGACCGCUUAGCCUUAGUUUUAAUGAAUCACUAUAAUUCCUCGCCGGCCGAGAAAGAAGAAAAGCAAAGGGAGGCUACCCAGGUUUGUAUAGACGGGCUAUUGGAUGAAGCUACUCAUCUAAUCUACCGACCUGCGCUUUCUCGACGUCUUAAAAGAUUAGAGAACAAGCUCAAUCUCCCCUCAGACGAACGGCAUAUAUCUUUCGCGUCACUGCUUACUUGCAAGACUCGUGAACUCAAUGCAGUAAGGUCACCAGAAAACAGGGGUGUAGUCAGAGCGAAAUCUUGUUCUGGGUCUGUGGCUAGAGAGGGCGACGACGAUGAAGGGACAGGGGGAAAGGGCAAGUUGGUUGGUAAGAGUUUGUGGAUGGGGAAAGAAGGGGAAGUAAGCGUUGAACAAUGGGUAUUGGAGUGGUGGGAAAAGAAAGGUUAUAAAGGAUAUCACUCUGAAUCUUCAAUCCUCACAACUCUCUUCACCCUGCUUAUCUGGCCAGUCCUCUUCCACCCGCUUCCAGGAGCAUUCGAAACGUCCUAUCAAACGGCCCCUCUCGACCUCGGCGAGGACACAUUCGCACCCUCCCGCCGAACACUCCUUGAGGACCGGCUAGCUGAGAUAAGCAAGACAAAACGAGCAUUGGAGCUGUUGAGGGAGGUUGACAAUCGAGAGCGACCAAAAGGCACUUGGGCCGUGGGAGUGGAUUGGGGAUAUGAGAAGGAGGAUUUGGAGGAGAUCUUGGAGUGUUUGAGUGGAAAGGCGCUUAGCGGAGUGUGUAGAAUGCUGGCUGAGGAGUACAGGCAUCGAGCGAGUGGAGUGCCAGAUCUGAUUGUCUGGAAUCCACAGACGAAAGAUGCCAGGUUUGUAGAAGUCAAAGGGCCUGGAGAUAGCCUGUCUGAAACUCAAAAGAUCUGGAUCGACGUCUUGCUUUCGUCAGGUAUUCAAGUUGAAGUAUGCCGAGUCAAGGCACUUUCACCUACCGCUGCGCAACUCCAGUCAUUGGAGAAGAAGCGCAAAACCUCUCCGGCAUUGAAUAUCAGUUCCAAUUCUAUUGACGUAAAGCGACUCAAAAGACGGUCAACGACGUCAACGAUAUCAGCAUACGUGAAGACAGACGACGGCGAGUACGUCAAAGCCGACGAGGUGGUAGAGUUAGAUGAGGAAGAUGACGGAUGGGAGAGGAGAGAUGAAAUGAGGUUUGAAAGCGGGGUAGAGAGGAGGGAGGGAAGAUUGGAGUAGUUGGAUCAUACCGGUAAUGGAAGCCAUGGCGGAUAAGAAACUUCAUCGUGUGGCGUGACCUGCCGAUUCUGCUUGGUAUCUUAUCUCCGACUGCCAUGUUAAUUGACGGAAAGAAGAGAAGGAAGGAGAAGAGUUGAGCAGGGAACAGGAAAAGCCCGGUAGUAUUUAGAUGCUGAUGAGUGUGGGGCGGAACAGUCAGGACAAUAAAGAAGUCAUUCCUCUUUGAUUAGAUCAAAGCGACGGCAACCCCAAACUCAGGCAGGCAGUAGUUUGCGAAUCUGUUGUGAAAAAUGUCUCCAUAUCUUUUUGCAUGCACAUUUC